AUGGCCUUAUUUUCAGGUUUGCUGCCCAUCUACUUUGGAAGUCUGGGAUUUUGUUACAUCUUGGUAUUCAGUUGUAUGCUCUUUCUUCAAUGGAGGAAACAAAUCCACCAGAAGCAGCGUGCAAAAGCCUGGGUCAAACAGAUGAAGUCAGAAUUGUAUUUCCAACGUGCUUUGGCUCAUAAAGCUGACAAGGAAACCCAGCGUGAAACUAACACAGAAGUUCACAGUCCUGAAUUCAAGAGCAUCACAAAGCCACAAGGCAGCUUCUUGUCUAAUGAGAUUAUUAAUGAAAGCCAGGGUGAUCCCACUCCUCCAUUUCCUGAUCCAGAUCCGUACAAGCCAGUGUUUCAGGAAAUACCUUGUGCCUGUGCUCUCGCACACUUGCCACCCCUGCUCGAGCAUUCAGCCUCUUACCCUUGCUCUAGUAUUCCAGCUGAAAGCACACCAUUCCCCUCUCCUCUGAAAUCUGCCAUGUUGAAAAAUGAAUCACACAGCUUUGGUAGAAGCAUCUCUGCUUAGCAGUAAAUUU
Varanus komodoensis (Komodo dragon) is the source of this 529-nucleotide messenger RNA. It is a transcript of the gene TEX38, whose product is annotated as testis expressed 38. The record is from RefSeq and is a predicted model, not a curated record. NCBI's taxonomy places the organism in Eukaryota, Metazoa, Chordata, Lepidosauria, Squamata, Varanidae. The transcript has a single exon. The coding region runs from base 1 to 519 and encodes 172 amino acids.